Messenger RNA from Pristis pectinata (smalltooth sawfish), 2095 nucleotides. RefSeq names its product 5'(3')-deoxyribonucleotidase, mitochondrial-like. Bases 149 to 838 code for a protein of 229 amino acids. Lineage: Eukaryota; Metazoa; Chordata; Chondrichthyes; Rhinopristiformes; Pristidae. Gene Ontology annotation, biological process: pyrimidine deoxyribonucleotide catabolic process. Gene Ontology annotation, molecular function: 5'-nucleotidase activity. The transcript is spliced from 6 exons. The record is from RefSeq and is a predicted model, not a curated record.
GCCAGUGGGGACCCUCAUCCCCCACCAUGCCUGCACUCUGUCCCAUAGGUACUGGGAACGCCUCAUCGCCAGAACUCGCCAACAAGUACCAAGACCUCGCUUGGCUGGCGGAGGCUAUUUUAGGCACGUUUUCCUUUGCACGAUCAGUAUGAUCUUCGGGAGUAGGUUUGCAACUCUCCGGAGUUCGGGGAGCAAACUGUUCUGUGCCGUGGCCAAGUCGUUUUGCGCAGUGCCGCAGUCUGGCGGAGAGAGCAAAAGGCUGCGGGUUCUGGUGGACAUGGACGGAGUGCUGGCUGAUUUUGAGGGCGGAUUCCUGCAGAAGUACAAGGACACGUAUCCCGAUGAACCGUUCGUUGAGCUGGCGGAUCGCAGAGGUUUCUGGGUUUCUGCACAGUAUGGACAGCUUCAGCCUGAACUCUGUGAGAAAGCAAUAAGUAUAUGGGAGUCAAAGAACUUCUUCAUUGAACUUGAUCCCCUUCCCGGUGCUGUGGAGGCAGUGAAAGAGAUGGCCAACAUGAAAAACACUGAUGUGUUCAUUUGCACCAGCCCUAUAAAGAAGUACGAUCACUGUCCUUUUGAAAAAUAUGCCUGGGUAGAGAAACAUCUUGGGAAGGAGUUUCUGGAACUGAUGGUCCUAACACGGGAUAAAACAUUGAUAUCAGGCAGUUUGCUGAUAGACGACAAACCGGAUAUAUCAGGUGUGGAGCCCUAUCCUAAGUGGGAGCACAUACUUUUCUCUGCCUGUCAUAAUAUGCAUGUGCAACUGAGACCGCCUAGAAGGCGGCUACACUCUUGGGCUGAUGAUUGGAAACUAAUUCUGGACAGCAAGCGGCAGUGAUAACCUGCAUGUGGCCUUGGACGUUUCAGUUGCUAUGGAACAACGAAUCCCGAUUGUCUGAUGCAGAAUUCAAACAAUGCACAUAGCAUGCGAUGAUCAGUUAACAAUUUGGACUGCAAAUACAUGAGGUUCUAGUUUCUGUGGUUUUCAGAUAUUUUUGGGGUACUUUUCAGUAAAGGAAAUGUUAAACGGGAGAUAAUGUGGAUUUGGUUGGGACCUAAUGACAUACUAGAAAUUGCUUCCGUUGUCUCCCAACAAACUUUACACACUAUAUUGUUCUUCUCAUUGUUGCAGGAAAGGGGAGCUAAUAUAAUCAUCAGCUCCUGAUCUGUGAUAUAUAUUUCAGAUGAGAAAUUAAACCAGAUCCAGUAAAUCUUUACAGAUAAUGAAUAAUGAUCCUGCAGAUUUGGCAACGCACAAAUGUUGGUUUUGGUUUCCCCACCUGCUGCAUUUCAGUGUUAGAUAAAAUUAGUUUUUGUUUCACUGCUAUAUUUCACAGUGAGAACUGACACCAUUAGUCAUUGGAGAAAAAUAGAAGUCAUGGACCAUUGUUUCUGGACUGGCUGUGUCUGGUAGUACAAUGGCACUUUUAUCAGGGAUUACAUUUACCAUAGAUGAUGGUGGUGCUACAUGCUAAAUUUUAAUCCCUUGCAGUAUAAACUGUGGUAACUAAAAUUCCUGAUUCAAUGGCCCAAGGCAAUAUUUGCAUCCAGAACAAGACUUUAUACUGCUUUUGGGUUAACCUGAUUUUAACCUAAAUUUUAAAUGUAAAGUACCCUUAACUUCUUAAAAGACUCCUUCAAUGAAAUUUCUGUGAAACAGGUGGCCCUUCUCACUACUUCUGCAACUGACUGUUCUAAGUGCCCAGAGACUUUGCAGACUCAAAAGAAUUGAAAGAUAAAUGUUUACUUUUAAAGCUGGCAGAGUUCACUAUUUGAUUUGUCAGCUCAUAUUUCCUUUGGGCUUAACAGACAUUAGCAAUGGGUGUGCAAAGAAAAUAGAAACCAUUUUUGGCCUGAAAUAUUUAGCUAACAUGGCAGCUAAAAUGCAAGUAUAUUUAAAUCUACAACUAGGUUGUUUAAAAUUUUAUGUAUUUUAAAUAUUUUGUUUUAUAUUGCACUCUAACAGUGGCAUUGUAACUCACGUGAUUGUCAUAAAAGCAGAUUGUCAUUAUUCCGAUGUUCUUCUACAAUGGAUAAUGCAGGUGUUUGGGAUAAUGUAAGCGGUACUCAUGACAUUAAACUCCAUCUGAUUCUG